This is a messenger RNA of Salvia miltiorrhiza (redroot sage), 1535 nucleotides long. Its product is annotated as apyrase-like. Gene Ontology annotation, cellular component: membrane. Bases 160 to 1416 code for a protein of 418 amino acids. Gene Ontology annotation, biological process: nucleoside diphosphate catabolic process. Lineage: Eukaryota; Viridiplantae; Streptophyta; Magnoliopsida; Lamiales; Lamiaceae. Gene Ontology annotation, molecular function: nucleoside diphosphate phosphatase activity. The transcript is spliced from 8 exons. The record is from RefSeq and is a predicted model, not a curated record.
GGUAAAGGACGUAAGAGGGAUAAUAUCGACAUAGCGCAUGCCACGUUUUUAAUGCACGUCUCAAAGGUGGCGCCAAUGAGAGCAAUGGUUGGGCAGCAUAAAUGCAGUGAUGAUAAGAUUAAGUAAUCCAGAGAAGCAAAGUUGUAAGAGAGAGAGAAAAUGUGGAUGGGAAGCGUGUCACGGUUGCUGCUACUGUUGUCGCUCUUUGACGACGAGGUGGAGCAGCCGAACAAGUAUGCAGUUGUUUUCGAUGCAGGAAGCACCGGCUCCAGAGUUCACGUGUUCAAAUUCGACCAGGACAUGUCUCUCCUCCGCAUUGGCCAAGACUAUGAGCUUUACGUGGCUAUCAAACCAGGUCUGAGUUCAUAUGAGACAGACCCCAAGGCUGGUGCUGAGUCGUUGAGGCCCCUCUUAGACCAAGCCGAAGCAGCGGUUCCCCAAGAAUUGCGUUCUACUACACCUCUUCGACUCGGGGCAACGGCCGGGCUUCGCCUGCUACCAGGCACUGCUGCUGAAGACAUACUGAAUGCGGUGAAAGAGAUUUUCAAGAGCGAAUCGAGCCUGAACUACAAGCCAGAAUGGGUGUCUGUUCUUGAUGGAACUGAUGAAGGCGCUUAUAUGUGGAUUGCGAUCAACUAUCUAGAAGGCAAGUUAGGCAAUAAAUACUCGAAAACGGUAGGAGUAGUUGACCUCGGAGGGGGCUCGGUACAGAUGGCUUAUGCUCUCUCAGAUGAAGCUGCGGCCAACGCCCCUGCACCUGAAAAUGUCAUCAAUACCGGUGUUGUCGGAACUAAUUAUAAGCUUUAUACUCACAGUUAUCUCAACUAUGGGCUGCUGGCGGCUCGAGCUCAGAAUCUGAAUCUUUCCGGUGCUGCCAAUCCAUGCGUCACUAAUGGGUAUCAAGGGACAUACUCGUAUAACGGGGUUGAUUAUAAAGUAUCAGCUCCUGGGUCGGGCACAAGCUUGAUGGGAUGCAUAGCACAGGCACGAAAGGUGGUGAGAGUUGAUGCGCCCUGCACCAACAAGCCUUGCUCCUUUGGCGGUGUUUGGAACGGCGGAGGCGGAGCUGGCUUCGACACCUUGUAUGCUGCAUCAUACUAUUACGACACAGCUGCUGAGUCUGGUGUGGUGGAACCAAAUGCGAAUUCAACGCAAGUUCGUCCAAAAGCAUACCUCAAAGCAGCAAGGAAGGCAUGCAGCGCCAGCGUAGACAAUAUCAGCUCUAUAUUUCCUCUAAUUGAGGAAACUGAUGUGCCGUAUCUGUGCAUGGAUCUUGUAUACGAGUACAUUUUGCUCGUUGAAGGAUUCGGCAUCAAACCAACAAAAGAAAUAACGGUUUUGAAAAAUGUGGCGUACAAGGAUUCGUGGAUUGGAGCAGCCUGGCCCCUUGGCUGCGCAGUUGAUCUCCUCUCAUGAUUAUGUAAUCUAAUCUUCUACUGCUCAACUUUCACUUCCUGUUUCAAUAAUGGAUCCGCCAUCCAACAUUUUAUUUUCACCUUAUGAAUGUAUAAUGCAUGGAAAUGUUAUUCCAAUAA